CUUGGUCGCAAAAAGUCUUGGAACCUGUCGAAUUUGGCAGCCAGCAAAUUGUGUGUGGUUUUUGGUGCAUAAUUUUUGUCACGUUUAUGGGUAGGUAGUUCCCCCCGGGAACUGGCACUCCAACAGCAUCCGGUUGAAAUCAAGACGACGCGUGGGGCGAUUCUAACUGACCUGUCGGUACGGCGAGUGAUUGCGUAAAAGGUCCAAAAACGACAAUUGGAAUCGUGUGCCUAGCAGCAGCAGGUUUCGUUUCUUGUGAAACGCGAUAUAGUGAAAGGAAAAAAGGUUGGAAGUACGCCACCAAUACCGUGUCGUGAAAUUGUACAAAUUUGGUUGAAUUUUUGUCAUUCGAGGGCAAGUAAUUUUGGGGGAGAUUUUUUGGCAACCGAUCCUUGCGUGGGCAGAUUUUUUGUUGCGUAAACGAUUGUCCACAUCCGGGUAUCCGUGGCGCCUGGCCGUGUGCUCUUGCGAAAGUUCGUGUUUCCAUCGUUUCCAUACGCGCUUUCACUCAUACCAGUGAAUCGGAACUCCCACCUCAUAAGCUCAUGGUCCGUGGACGAAUAUAGCUUCGAAGCAACAUCGCGUAAAUCGGUGGUUUCUGGUGUAAUAAAUUCCCUGUGUGACCCAGGUAUCGAGCGAGGGUCUCAUUUUAUCGGUGAGGUAAGGAAUUCAAAAAAUUCCACAGCCCCGAAAAAAGGAAGAAGAUACCGCCAUGAAGUCGGAAAGUCGCCGUCGAAGCAACAAAACCUCGACGACGGCGAUACCAACGGUGGUCGAUGAUAAUUCCGUUUCAUCGUCCGUUGGUGCCAGUAGUGGUAACAGUAACAGUGCCGCCGACGAUUCCAAUCCCAUCAACACGCUGCUGAGCGGCAAUAAUACGACAUCAUCAACGUCGUCGUCGUCGUCGUCUCUACUAUUUUCGACAACCACAGCCGCCGCUACGACGUCAUCGACGAUUGGCGGAAGCGUAGGAGGAGCGGCACCGUCACUUGUUGUAGUGCCGGAAGGUGCGGCCGGUGGCAUUCUGGCCACCGCCACAGCGUUCGGCGUCCUCCAGCCGGCACAUCAAGCAAGCAGUGUUAUACGCACGAGACCGUUUGCUUCCUUCGAUGGUAUCCACAGUGGUGUUCCGACCAAGACGACGGCCACCCUCACACCGACAACCCUCAAGAAUAUCGAACAAACCUUUAUGGAACUGACGAGCGAUACGUCGUGUAACAUUCCCUGUCAAGCCGGUUUUGUCCCGCCACCGUUCAACUUCGAGGACCACAGCCAGGAUCCGGAAGCGAGCCGCGAGUCGAUGAGCUCGGCGUCCAACAGUUCCUGGCAGGUGACACCCCCACCCAUCAUCUCGGAGGACCUGGAUUCCAAAUCGUCAACCACCUCCCAGGAGCGCUGCGAUAGCCUCGGGUCUACCCAGUCCACUCACUUCGCAAGCAGCAGACCUAUUAGCGUUGGAUUGGCGCUGACCUCAACUGCCGCCAUGGUCCCCCAGACCCCUCCGAACGCCCCCACCACCAAGACCAAAACAUCUCGCCGGAACAUGGGCGGUCGUCGUCCAGCCCACGCCAGCAACCUUAGCCCCGAAGAGGAGGAAAAGCGUCGGGUGCGCCGGGAACGGAACAAAAUGGCCGCGGCCCGGUGUCGCCGGCGACGCGAAGACCACACCAACGAGCUAGUGGACGAAACCGACCAGCUGGAACGGAAGAAACAAUCGCUGCAGGACGAGAUCAAGCAGCUGCAGCAGGAGAAGGAAGAUUUGGAAUUUCUGCUCGAUUCGCACCGGGAACACUGCCGCUUCCAGGGCCGUCGGAGUCCCGCGGAACGGAAACCAGCGGAGGUGGCUCACCAGCAACAGCAGCACCAGCAGUUGCAGCAGCUAGUGCUGCCAAUUACCAGUGUCGUCGUUAAGCAGGAACCGACGGAGGAUGCCGACCAACCACCACGCAAAAAAUUGAUCCUCUCCAAUGUGCUGGGCGACAGUCUGGACACGCCCACCCCGAUCAGUCUGGCCCCGGUGCUGACCAGCGUUAAUCUUCCCCGUGGCCUGAUGAGCGACAGUGGCAGCUUGAAUACGCCCCUCGCAGCAACGAGCAGCAACACCCUUAUCGGCGGAGCAGGAAUCGGAUCCCGGCUUAAUCGACCGGACAGCCUGAACGUGAAACCGUUGGCCCAGUUCCCGCUGAUCAAUGUGCGCAACAUCCAGCAGGAAACCGGCGUCAACAUCCAGACGCCCUCGAAUGGGUUCUUCAACUUCGAUUCGCUGAUGGACGGCGGAACCGGACUGACGCCGAUUGCCGCCCCCAUCUCGCUGCCCUCCAACCGUGGACCGCUGGAUCUGAUCACGCCCACCAGCACCGAGCCAUCCAAGCUGUGCAGUCUGUAAGAAAGAGAGAGAAAGGAGACCAAGGAGGAGGCGUCAGUGUUACCAAAUCAAGCAAUUAUUAGAUUUUGUUUUUUUGUAUUACAUGAAUGACAUUGAUUUUUUUCUGUUCUUGAUCGAAUGUUGUCUGGAUAAGUGUAUGUGUUAAGUCAAAUGAUGGCAUUGUGAUGCAAUAUUAUAAAGUUACUAAAUUUUACGAAACUAUUGAUAAAGACACAAACAAAACUGUAUGUUUGAGGAAUGCCAUUUCUAGAAGUAGAUGUAACGCAAGGUUUUAUUUGUGUUUUCUUUAUUAUUUGCAAAAAGUUAUAUUUUGAUAAGAAGAUUUCAUUAACUUGAAACAUAAUAUUUAUUGAUCGAUUGUUAAAAUUGAACGAAUAAAGGUGUAUAUUUUAUUUUCUAGAAAAUAAUGAUUUCUUUCUUCAAGAUGUGCCUUUUCUUAAGAAUGUUUUUCGACCAGUCCUUUAUAUGUAAAUCGGGAACUCAAAAUCCUUCAAUUUCUUCAUGCUUUUUAUAUAUUUUAAAAUGAACAAAACAAUAGCCAACAUCUGCAGUAUCAAUAACCAAACUUUCAACAGAAAUACCAACAAGAAAUUAAAGCUUAGUAUACCUUGUUUCGAUUUAGUUCAAGUAUUAUAUUUUACUACUACUAACUACUACGACGAACAAUUUAGUGAGGAUAACUAUAUCUAGUUAAAGAAAAAAUAAUACGACGCUCAAAUUAAAGAGAAAAGUUCUCAAAAACGCGCCUCUCCCAAAAUGAGAUACAUUGAUAUCCAUCCAACGAAAUCAAAUUAGGAGAAAAGGAAAACUUUGUAACGGAGAAAACGAGAGGAAACAACGCAGAGCGAAACAAAAACGAUCGAAUACUAUUACUAGCAGGCAGAUAGUAAGAACAAGGGUUUUAUAAAUCGGAAACGGAGAUCUAUUUACAAAAUAAUACAUAUACCUACACUAUAUUUUACCGAACACGCGUGGAGAACGUCGAGCCCAAAAAGUACUUUAGAAGUGUUUGGAAUGGCGGUGAAACGAGAGAAAAAAGAUGGAAGCAAAACGAAACAAAAAAAAAUCAAACUUCUUUAUUUAUGUAAAAUAAAAUGCAAAAGCCAUUUAUAGAGAGAGCAAAGCCAAGCUACUGCUGCAGAUGGUUCAAUUGCAAUCGAAAUGCUUGCUGAGAGAUACAAAAGAAGAAAAAAAAAUAAUCCAAGCGAAAGCCAUAUUAUCUACCUAUCAACUACAAAACAAUUGAUACCAAAUAGAUACAAAAAUUCAUACACUAA
This is a messenger RNA of Uranotaenia lowii, 3663 nucleotides long. RefSeq names its product transcription factor kayak (gene kay). The transcript is spliced from 3 exons. Gene Ontology annotation, biological process: regulation of transcription by RNA polymerase II. The record is from RefSeq and is a predicted model, not a curated record. Bases 713 to 2386 code for a protein of 557 amino acids. Gene Ontology annotation, cellular component: nucleus. Gene Ontology annotation, molecular function: DNA-binding transcription factor activity, RNA polymerase II-specific; RNA polymerase II cis-regulatory region sequence-specific DNA binding. Lineage: Eukaryota; Metazoa; Arthropoda; Insecta; Diptera; Culicidae.